Molecule: messenger RNA, 363 nt
Organism: Emericellopsis cladophorae
Lineage: Eukaryota; Fungi; Ascomycota; Sordariomycetes; Hypocreales; Bionectriaceae
Exons: 3
Coding region: 1-363 (120 amino acids)
Source: RefSeq, a predicted model, not a curated record
AUGUCCACCGGCAAGACUACGACGCCAGCGGCUGGCGUUGCUACGACGAGCAAACCUCUGGGUAUGCGCAAGAAUGGCAAGCAAUGGCACGAACCCAAGAAAGCCUUCCGUCCGACACGUGGACUCAAGUCGUAUGAGAAGCGAACGCAGGAGCGUGCGCUGAUGGCGCAAGUCAAAGCCAAAGAGAAGGAGAUGAAGGAGGAGAAGGAGCAGGAGCACAAGCAACGAGUUGCUGCCAUCAAAGAGAAGAGAGAGAGGAAGGCCGAGAAGGAGCGAUAUGAGGAGUUGGAGGCAAAGAUGCACAAGAAGAGAGUGGAGAGGCUGAAGAGGAAAGAGAAGCGCAAUAAGAUGAUCAACUCCUGA